Messenger RNA from Malurus melanocephalus (red-backed fairy wren), 6075 nucleotides. RefSeq names its product myosin IXB (gene MYO9B). Gene Ontology annotation, cellular component: myosin complex. Lineage: Eukaryota; Metazoa; Chordata; Aves; Passeriformes; Maluridae. The record is from RefSeq and is a predicted model, not a curated record. Bases 230 to 6049 code for a protein of 1939 amino acids. Gene Ontology annotation, biological process: intracellular signal transduction. The transcript is spliced from 38 exons. Gene Ontology annotation, molecular function: ATP binding; protein binding; microfilament motor activity.
UGGCGCGCGCGGGGCCUGUGGCGGCGGCGGGGCCGGGCGGCCGCGCUUCGACAGCGGCGCAGAACCAUCAUGAAAAUGUUUACUUGGAUGCCAGGAAUUCAACUUCACUAGGAACUCAUCCUCCRAUUGCUUGAAGACACCCUGUCCUUAGUUGAAUACUGGGACUUACUAGACAAUGGGCACUGCAUAUUAAGCAGGGGUGGAAGACUGAAGCCCAUCUGGGGACAGAAUGAGUUUAAAAGAUGCUGACAGUGCAGUUUGCCAGGCAAAGGCAGCCUAUAAUCUUCAUAUUUACCCCCAACUCUCAACAGAAAGUGCUCCCUGCUGCAAAGUGACAGCAACCAAGGACAGCACGUCAUCAGAUGUCAUCAAGGACGUGAUUAACAUCUUAAACUUGGAUGUCUCCAAACAUUAUGUGCUYGUGGAGGUGAAAGAAUCAGGUGGAGAAGAAUGGGUACUUGACAUAAACGAUUCUCCUGUGCACAGGGUUUUGCUUUGGCCUCGCCGCGCUCAGGACGAGCACCCGCAGAAGGAUGGGUACUAUUUCCUCUUGCAGGAAAGGAACACUGAUGGCACCAUCAAGUACGUCCAGAUGCAGUUGUUUUCCAAGGAGACGGAUUCUCGGCGGUUGGUGGAGAGGGGAUUUCUCCCCUGGCACCAGGAGGAUUAUGAUGACUUGUGCAAUCUCCCCAACCUGACUGAGACAACACUCCUGGAGAAUCUCAAGUGCCGCUUCCUAAAGCACAGAAUCUACACUUACGCAGGAAGCAUCCUGAUUGCAAUUAACCCCUUCAAGUUCYUGCCCAUUUAUAAUCCCAAGUAUGUCAAGAUGUAUGAGAACCAUCAGCUUGGGAAGCUGGAGCCUCAUAUUUUUGCCAUUGCUGAUGUGGCCUAUCACACAAUGCUUAAAAAACAUGUUAAUCAGUGCAUCGUUAUAUCAGGUGAAAGUGGGUCUGGGAAAACCCAAAGCACAAACUUCUUAAUUCACUGCCUCACUGCACUGAGCCAGAAAGGGUACGCCAGUGGUGUGGAGAGAACCAUUCUGGGAGCUGGACCAGUUCUAGAGGCAUUUGGAAAUGCUAAAACAGCACAUAACAAUAACUCCAGUCGUUUUGGGAAGUUCAUUCAAGUCAACUAUUUAGAGAAUGGUAUUGUCCGGGGGGCUGUGGUUGAAAAAUAUCUGCUUGAAAAGUCUCGUCUGGUUUCUCAAGAAAAAGAUGAAAGGAACUACCACGUCUUUUAUUAUUUGCUACUCGGAGUCAAUGAGGAAGAGCGUCAAGAAUUUCACCUCAAACAACCUGAAGAUUAUUUCUACCUCAACCAGCAUAACUUGAAAAUUGAAGAUGGGGAAGAUCUCAGACAUGAAUUCGAGAGAUUAAARCAAGCCAUGGAGAUGGUUGGCUUCCUUUCAGCAACAAAGAAACAGAUWUUUUCAAUACUUUCAGCUAUUCUUUAUUUGGGCAAUGUCACGUACAAGAAGAAAGCCACAGGUCGAGAUGAGGGGUUGGACGUGGGACCUCCUGAAGAGUUGGACAUUCUUUCCCAGCUGUUGAAAGUCAAACGAGAAAUCUUGGUAGAAGUGCUAACAAAAAGAAAAACUGUGACUGCUAAUGAUAAGCUUAUUUUGCCAUAUAGUCUCAAUGAGGCAAUAACAGCUCGUGAUUCCAUGGCAAAGUCCUUGUACAGUGCUCUGUUUGAUUGGAUUGUUCUGCGAAUCAAUCAUGCACUCCUCAACAAGAAGGACAUGGAGGAAUCUGUUACAUGUCUGUCCAUUGGUGUACUUGAUAUUUUUGGAUUUGAAGAUUUUGAAACCAACAGUUUCGAGCAGUUCUGUAUAAAUUAUGCAAAUGAGCAACUUCAGUAUUAUUUCAAUCAGCACAUUUUCAAAUUGGAGCAGGAGGAGUAUAAGAGUGAAGGGAUCACUUGGCACAAUAUUGACUAUACUGAUAAUGUGGCCUGCAUUCACUUAAUCAGCAAGAAGCCCACUGGCCUCUUCUAUCUUCUGGAUGAAGAAAGCAAUUUCCCACAUGCCACCAACCAAACUCUACUGGCAAAAUUCAAACAGCAGCAUGAGGAGAACAAGUUUUUUGUYGGAACCCCAGUGAUGGAGCCUGCUUUUAUUAUUCGACACUUUGCUGGCAAAGUGAAAUACCAGAUCAAAGAUUUCAGGGAGAAAAACAUGGAUUACAUGAGGCCUGACAUCGUGGCUCUGCUGCGCAGCAGCGACAGCGCGUUCGUGCGGGAGCUGAUCGGGAUGGACCCGGUGGCCGUGUUCCGCUGGGCCGUGCUGCGCGCGGCCAUCCGCGCCAUGGCCGUGUUCAUCCUUAGAUAUUUUGCUUGUUACAGUUGGUGGUUUGUUUGGGAUUUUUUGUCUGCUCAUCUCUUUGUCAAAAUGCAAAWUUUUGGUUAUUUCCUAACAGGAGUGGUACGUCAAGGACCCAGAGUUCCCCUUGGAGAACUCCAGAGAUCAAAUACACCGGUAGAAAAAGUUUAUCGCCGCUCAGUGCUCGAUUUCUCAUUUGAUUGUUCUGAGGAUUUCGAUAUAAAUGCUUUYCAAGACAUCAUUUCUUUUUGUGAAAACAAGAAAGACAUGCAUGAACAAAUCAUCGCCAGUAUUAAAGGACUGCCCUGGCAGGGUGAUGAUCCCUGUGAGCUGCUUCGGUCUCUCAGUCAGCUUCAACACCGCUCCCACCUCCUGAAAAGUAGAGGUGUCAAGCAAAAGCAGAUCAUUCCCAAGAACUUGCUGGAUUCCAAAUCUCUGAAGCUCAUCAUGAGCAUGACCCUGCACGAUCGGACCACAAAGUCCCUUUUGCACUUGCACAAGAAGAAGAAACCCCCCAGCAUAAGUGCCCAGUUCCAGACUUCACUUAACAAGUUGCUGGAGACACUGGGUCGAGCUGAGCCAUUCUUCAUCCGCUGCAUCCGCUCCAAUGCAGAGAAGAAGGAGAUGCUGUUUGAUGAAAAUUUGGUGCUGCAGCAGUUACGGUACACGGGCAUGCUGGAAACUGUGCGGAUCAGGAGGUCUGGCUACAGUGCCAAAUACACAUUCCAGGAAUUCAUCGACCAGUUUCAGGUGUUACUGCCCAAAAAUGCCAAAGCCUCCAAGGAAGACAUUUGUGCUUAUUUGAAUAAACUCAAACUGAACGAAAACUACUAUCAAAUAGGGAAGACCAAGGUUUUUAUGAAAGAAGCUGAACGGCAGAUACUACAGGAUACACUACACAAAGAAGUGAUCAGGAAAAUCAUCCUCCUUCAGAGCUGGCUCAAGAUGGUUUUGGAAAGGAGGCGCUUUCUCAGGACGCGCCAGGCAGCCAUUGUUUUACAGGCAUGCUGGCGCUCCCGCUGUGUCAGGAUGGCCCUGCAGAGGAACAACGCUGCCAUCGAGAUCCAGGCAGCCUGGAGGCGGCACCGGCAGCGCAAACGCUUCCUGCAGCACAGGAGGAGAGUUUGUCUCCUGCAGGCCCUGGUCAGGGGGUACCUGCAGCGUAAGAGAUACCAGAAAAUGGUUGCAGAAAGGCAGAAAGCUGAAGAAAAGCAGAGAGAAAUGCAGGAAGAUGAAAACAAAGAGGAUGAUACAGGCAAGGAAGAACAGAGUGAGCCAGCAACAGAUGAGCUGCCUGUGAAACACGAGGCAGAGCCAGAUCAAGCUGUUGAAGAUGAAGAUCAAGCUCAAAAUGAGCAAGCUGAAAACCUGAGCUCAUCUGAGAAAGCCAUGUUAACCCAGAAGAGCACGACAGAGGGCUCAGAGAGAGUAAUCCACAGCCGGGAGAAGCGGGAAUCCCGUCGGCAGAGGGGGCUGGAACACAAUGACUUGCAGAACAAACAUGUGCUCCUGUCCUUUGAAGGUCCAUCUUCACAGUGCCAUGAGGAGCCAACUGUUUCUGAAGAGGCCCUGGAAAUUGCUCCAGUGCCAGAGAAAUCCACAGCACAAGAAGAUAAUAUCCUUCAGGGAAGUGGCGAGGGAGAGAAAAGUCCAAGCGAAGAAAAACCUCUUUCAGACAUUCCACCGUCGAGUGAGAURAAAGAAAGUGGUUCUGCUCCUGAGCAGCCACCCGGGUCAGAAGCAGAGGACACAGCAGCUGACAGAACGAAAACACAAGGGAAUCAAAAUAACCAAAUAAAAGGCAGCCAAAGCUUUAAUUGCCCUGCAAGGCCGACAGAUCUUGCACUGAAUGUUCGUAACACSCUGUCUGCUACCGGGAGCUUUCAGRGCCCUGCUGACACCUGGGCAGAGAAAAACAGGCGUCAGAGGGCAACCAAAGACCUGGACAGUCCCACUUCUGCAAUCCAGAGAUAUGUGGAUGACCCAGAGAAGCUGAAGUACAAGAGAGAGAAGUGGAAAGGAAAGAGACAGUCUGAUGCUGGCCAGAAUGAUGUGCUGAGUCAGUCUUUGGAUGGAAGGAUCCGUGUGGACAAAUCUCCUCAGGAUGAGCUAGAGAAGAAGGGGAGUUCAGCUUCAUUAAGUGACCUCUCAACACUGGCCCAGGCUGUUGCCAUGAACCAGCAAUCACCAGAUCCAAUAGAAGAAGAAAAAGGCAACAAGAAAUACCUUGGGCAGAAGAAGCCCAGUGACCACUUCCCUACUUUGGACACGGCUGUUCCAAUGCAGCCAGCAAGUCAGCAAGUGGAUGCCAAGUCUGCCUUCAAAAGCCCUUUGCGUAGACUUUUGGGGAAAAAGCCAGACAAGAAAAUUGCAAAGGAGAGUUCUGAUGUGAUUGAGGAAGGAGACGGCCUCUCCCUCAUAUCUUGUGUCCCCUUUCCAGACACAGGAGGAGCCCAGAAAGCUCCAGAAGGUUCUUCGGGGCAGCCGGGCCGCCCCCAGGCCGGGGAGCGCCACGGGAAGGAGAGCAGCAAAGCAAAGAAGAACAGAACCAUAAAGAUCAGCAAGAUCUCCAGCGUGUCUCAGAACUGGCGCGCAUCCAUGGUCCGCGAGAUCGCCAAUGCCAACGAGCUCAAACACCUCGAUGAGUUCCUCCUCAACAAGAUCAAUGACUUACGCUCCCAGAAGUCUGGUGUUGAAUGUUUGUUUUUUGAAGCCACAGAGAAGUUCAGAGGAAACAUCAAGACUAUGUACUCUGCUCCUAAUGGGCAAAUCCAUGUUGGCUACAAAGAUCUGGUGGAAAAUUACCAGCUCCUAGUUACAAACCUGGCCAAAAAAAGGGAAGAGAAAGAAGUCAAGCUGGUUUUGAAUCUCUUUCAAUCCCUUCUGGAUGAAUUCAUCAGAGGAUAUACAAAGAAAGAGGAAUCUGAGCAGCCCAAGCAAACCAAAGCCCAGAAGAAGAAACGGAAACAGGAUCGUGCAAUUGAGGAGCACAAUGGCCACGUGUUCACGAGCUACCAAGUGAGCAUCCGGCAGUCGUGUGAGCACUGCUCCUCCUACAUCUGGCCCAUGGAGAAGGCCUGUCUGUGCAGUGUUUGCAAGUUGACUUGUCACAAGAAGUGCAUGUCCAAAAUCCAGAACAGCUGUACCUCCUGUGGGAAAAAGAGCGAGCAGGACACAGAGCCCCGGCACUUUGGGGUGUGUGUGAGCUCCCUGACCAGCGAGAGGAACUCGGUGCCCAUUGUCAUGGAGAAGCUGCUGGAGUACGUGGAGAUGCACGGGCUCUACACAGAAGGCAUCUACAGGAAAUCAGGAUCAGCAAAUCGCAUGAAGGAGCUGAAGCAGUUGCUGCAAGAAGACCCAAACUCGGUGAAACUGGAGAAUUACCCUAUUCACACCAUCACAGGGAUCCUUAAGCAGUGGCUGAGGGAGUUGCCAGACCCACUGAUGACCUCGGCACAGUACAAUGAUUUUCUCAGAGCUGUAGAACUGCCAGAAAAACAGGAGCAACUCUGUGCCAUUUACAGUGUCCUGGAACAACUCCCACAAGCAAAUCAUAAUACCUUGGAACGACUCAUCUUCCAUCUUGUCAAAGUGGCUUUGAUAGAAGAUGUGAAUCGCAUGUCCCCCAACGCCCUGGCCAUCGUGUUUGCUCCGUGCCUCUUGCGCUGUCCUGAUACCUCUGACCCCUUGACCAGCAUGAAGGAUGUCUCAAAAACAACCAUGUAAGUUUUGGCAGUCUGCUGAGAAGCAGU